Messenger RNA from Sturnus vulgaris (Common starling), 4407 nucleotides. The record is from RefSeq and is a predicted model, not a curated record. Lineage: Eukaryota; Metazoa; Chordata; Aves; Passeriformes; Sturnidae.
GCGUCACCGGCGGCUGCGGCCGCGGCCCCUCGUCCGUGCCGGGCCCCGCGAGGGCCGCGCUCAGUGUGCUUUGAAAAUGUCUGAAAAUUCCAGUGACAGUGAUUCGUCUUGUGGCUGGACUGUCAUCAAUCACGAGGGUUCUGACAUAGAGACAGUGACCUCAGAAAAUGGAAGCACAAAUGAUAACCACGAGUUUGUUUCAGAAGAAUAUGUUUCUUUGCAAGAAGAGGAGCAGGCUAUUGAUUUGCAAGCUCAGUGCAACAAUGAUGAAGAGAUCCCAGCAGUAGAUAAUACUCUAUCUGGUUUUGAGGAAACUCAGCCAGUUCCAGAGGAAAACAAAGAAAAAGUUCCUGAUGAUGGGUCCUGCAUUGGAACUAUUAGUGAUGAUUCUGACAUUGUUACACUUGAAGCUCCAAAACCAGAAGAAACUCAGAGUCAAGAGGAAGCUCCAGCUGAUGGUGAAGAAGCUCAGAGUUCAGAGGAUUUUAACAUGGGUUCCUCCUCUAGCAGCCAAUAUGCAUUUUCCCAUGUAGAAACUGUUUUCUCAUCGCAGGCCAGCGCGGCGGAGUCCAGCAGCGAUGAGAGCAGCAGCCAGAGCAGCCCCGCCGUGCGCAAGCGGCGCCCCAGGAAGCGCGGGGUGUCGAGCUCCGAGGCCGAGGCGGCUCCGGCCGAGCCCCAGGCGGAGCCGCCCCGCCAGGAGCAGCCGCAGCAGCGCCCGUUCAGCAGCGGCCUCAACAGAUGCAUCGUCCUGGCGCUGGUGAUCGCCAUCAGCAUGGGCUUCGGACACUUCUAUGGUACAGUGCAGAUCCAGAAAAGGCAGCAGCUGGUGACAAAGACACGUGAAUUAAAAGAUAUGAAAGAUGACCUUUACCAGUGCCAACAAGAGCAAGGAGAUCAAGUGCACCACAAAGUGGGGUCACCCAAGGGAGAUCUUGCCACAUGUCUGACCUUUACUGAGGAGAAGAAAUCUUUUGAUUCUCAAAAAAAAAGUCUUGCUGCAGAAAAUCAGCACUUAAGAGAAUCUCUAGAGAAGGAAGAAAAAGCUUUGGCCUCACUUCAGGAAGAAUUAAGGAAGUUAAGACAACAAAUUAGAAACUUAGAAGAUAAGGGUAGUAGCACUGAAUCUAUUGUAAUAGAAAAUCAGAAACUAAGGGAGCAUUUGGAAGAGGAAAAGCAAAGGAACAGCAAUUUUCUCAGGCAAAAGGAAACACUCUUUGCAGAGGCACAGAUGUUAAGGCGAGAACUGGACAAAGAACGUCACGUUACAGAAGCUCUGAAAAAAGAGCUAGAGCACUUAAGUUCUCGUCAAACACCUGACAGUGCUAAUGAUGAUGAUGAGACAUUACGAGAAAAUCAAGAAAUAGAAAUUCUGCGAGGAAGACUGGCAGAACUAGAAAAAAAGCUAAACUUUGAGCAACAGCGCUCUGACUUAUGGGAGAAGCUGUAUGUUGAAGCAAAAGACCAGUCUGAAAAACAAGAAAUUAAUGAAAAUGGACAAAAGAAAGGUGCUAAAGGGCAAAGUAAGAGUAGAAAGAAAUCAAAGGAGACAUUUUUUGGUUCAGUUAAAGAAACUUUUGAUGCUAUGAAAAAUUCCACGAAAGAGUUUGUAAGACACCAUAAAGAAAAGAUUAAGCAGGCUAAAGAAGCAGUGAAAGAAAACCUGAAAAAAUUCUCUGAUUCUGUAAAGUCUACAUUCAGACACUUCAAAGAUACCACAAAAAAUAUCUUUGAUGAAAAAGAGAAGUCAUCAAGCGAUAAAAGAUACGAGGCAAACAAGAAAGCUCGAACUUUUUACCGAGACCAUAACUCCUACGAGAAUCUGAAGCACAUGCAUUACAGGGGACCUCACUUGCCAAAAGAGUCCAGAAAUGGAAGAAAACAUCAUUUUACAACAUUUGGAAAAGAUUCAGAUUCCCAGAAAUGUCUCAAUGAUCAUUUGUGUAGUAGAAAACAUCAGUUUGCCCUAAAGGGCUGCUCUGGUAUUUUUGAAUGUGCUCAUCAAGAAUUCAUUAGUCUCUUUAACAGAGUUUCAGAUCCCAUCAGGGUGGAUGAAUUUAAUCGGCUCAUGAGAAAGUAUUUGCAACAAGUUGUACAUAACUUUCAUCACUGGAGAGAACUAGAAAAUUUCAUCAAUAAGUUUUUUCAUAAUGGAUUGUUCAUACACGACCAGAUGCUGUUCACUGAUUUUGUUAAUGAUGUCAAGGAUUACCUGGAAGAUAUGAAGGAAUACCAAAGUAACAAUGAAAAGGUUUUUGAGGAUUUGGACAAAUACGUCUACAGAUACUACUUCCAUUAUGAUAAUUCACCCCAGUAUGGACCCAGUCGACCUAAAAGACCUUUUACACAAACUGAAAAUUCCAGACAUGAAAAACAAGCUCAGAAGUACCAACACCGUAAUAAAAGAGAAGGAAAGCCUGCUAGAAAAAGAAGUACCUAUCCUUUUUGAUCCUGUCCGGAGCGGAUAUUCACCAGCCACCGCUGUUUGAGUGCAUGGACUUCAUUAAAGAUUUGAGGGGUUAAAAGGUACUGUGACUGCAGAUGGUUUUGCUUUUCAUUGUUGCUUACUUAAAAGUGCAGUUUCUGGAAACAGAUGGCACAUUUGUUUUAACAUGGAUUGAGAAGAAUUCCAUAAAACAUUACUUUGUGGCCUGUAGAAUUUGCACAGAGGAGAGGACAUAUACGAAUAUUAUAUAUAUAUUGGUGGAAUGAUAUCAACACUCUUAUUAGGGACUAGAGGGGUCAAUUUUAAUAUAAGCUGUGCUUUAAAAAGUUGUGGGCAAAAAUUUUCAAAACUUUUAACUAUAACUCUUCCCUAAUUUAUUUUGUAACUUAUCCUCAGCAGUAGUUUGUUUCAUCUUGCAGUUACCAUACCUGUUCUAGCACAUUGAAGAGGAUCAAGUGACUGGGCAAUAAUGUGUCAUUGUAAAACUCCUUAUUCAGCCAGCCAAGUGGGUUAGAGUAGAACACAUCUGCUUCAUCAACGUAGCUCUCAUUGCCAGUUAGGUUUGGGGGACACUGAAGGAAUCUCAUUUUUAGAGGACAAUGAACAUGACUAGGGAGAAAAACAAAAACACACAUUUCAUGAUAAACUGACCAGAAUCAGAGAUUUGAAAUGACUCAUCACUUUAAAAGAUACCUCAGUCAAAAAAAAAAUCAAUUAAUUUUUUUCCUCAGAGUAGUAUUUUCUUCCCUUCAAUACUUCAUAGGAAAGCAAAGUAGAACAAGCAGACUCAGCUUCAAACUGCUGGGACUGUGUUGUUAGCAGUUAACAGAAAAUACAUUUAUCUUAAUAAAAAUACCAUUUGCCCAACAUCAGUUUCUUAAAAAGGUACUUUUCCAUAUCAGCGUCACUAUUUAUAUCUACUUUAACAUUUUUUUUACUUGCCAGGAUCUACUGAAAACCUUUUGCAGUGACUCAGUCACUCUGUUGUAAUGACAUAUCUUUACUGCCUAGCAGCAGAAGUAAAAUGAAUACAUUUUGAUUUUAACAAUUAGUGUUUCAUUUUGCUACAAAUGUUACCAUAAUGAAAAUGGGUGACAUACUUGGUGAAGUCAUUAGACUUACUGCAUAUCCUCAUACAAAGCUAUUUCACAAAAAUGAAUAAAGUUUAAUGCUGAAUUUUAUUCUGUGGUAUAAACAUUUGGCUUAUGUCCCCUAUUCACUCUUUAUUAACUGUAUGAAAAAUCAAAACUCUUCCUGUAUACAUUUAUCUAUCUCAAUUUAUUAAGCCUUGGAAAAAAGAAAUCUUGAUUUCUGAUUAAGAGUUUGCACUCUAAUGUAGUGCACUGUUAAUGCUUUUAAUACCUGUAAAAUGGAGUAGAGUGGCAUGGCAUCAGGAUGAAGACAAAAGCUUGUGACUGCUGAGAGUUCUUGCAGAGCUGCUGGAUGUGACUCAUAACAUCCAGAGUGCCUCGCUGGUGCACCAAGCCUGUGUACAGGGCUGGGACUAAAUUGGAUAAGAGCAGGAAACUUGCUGCAGUCUUCUUCCAUGCUUUCAAGUGUUUCAAAGAAUAUCCUACAGAAAUAUUUGAGUAAGUUUGAGAGAUAAACAAUUCACACAUUUUUGAAAGUACCCUAAUACAGUGGCAAACUAUUACUCAGUAAAUAGCAAUACUUUGCUUUGAGAUGCUUUACUACAGUGUUCUUUGAGUCUUUACUCUUUGAAUGGAAAUUCAAAGGUUAGACUUUGCUCUUCUUGGAUUUAACAGAGUAAAUCUUAAACCCACACCUGUCUCCUGAAAUACAGAAAUACAGUUUCAAAACCAGUGCUUUGUCUAUUUAAAUUUAAUUUCUUGUAAUGGAAAAUAGUCCAUUCAAUAGUUUGGAUGAAUGAUAUUUGACAACUUACUGAUGUAUUCUGAUUCAUGCAAGUCCACGUAGAGCCAGAAUAAAUGGUAAUACAUGUG